CGGCCUUGUGGUCGAAAUGAUUGCGCCGCAUUCUAGUAGACGCAAGGUCGCCGGUUCGAUUCCGGCCUCGGACAUGGGUGUUAAAUGUGUGUGUGAGUCUGUAUUUGUCCGAUUUUAAACGCUAAUUAAAUAUUAAGAAAUAAGCUGGCUGAAUGUCGUAAUAGACAAGUGGCCAAAAAUAGAAAAAAAAAAAAAAAUUAACCUAAUAUUUAUUUGUCACAUUUUCAUUUUCAUUUUUAUAAUUACUUUGAUUAUAAAAUAAUUAUAUUAUUGUAGUAAUUCCACAAAAGAAAAAUGGAAGAUAAAAGAUUUAGCCAUAUCGCCAAGGAUCCAAAAUUUCGCAGAAUCCCAAAAAAUGAAACUAAAGUCAAAAUCGACAAACGGUUUCAUUCUAUGUUUACGGACAAGAAGUUUCAAGUAAAAUAUACUGUUGAUAAAAGAGGCAGACCGGUAAAGCACCACUCUAAAGAAGAUUUAAAAAGGUAUUACGAAGUGAGUUCAGAAGAUGAGGAUUCAGAUGAAGAGCAGGAUUUAAAUGAGUCAGGAAAAUAUGUUCGAGCAUCUGAAAAUCAGGAAAUUAGUGAUAGUGAAACAGAUGUCAGCAAAGAUAAUGAGAAACAAUUGAAUUCAAAGCAUAUUAAUGACAAAAAAGUAUCCGAUGAUGUAAAAGCAAAACUAAGAGACUUGAAUAUUGAUUAUGCCAGAGGAGAACAGAACUUAUAUUCUGAUAGUUCAUCAGAUGAUGAAGAAAGUGAUGAUGAAGUAUCAGAAUCAGAAGAAAUAGAUCAUAGAUGGGGAGAGUUAGAUGCAGAUUCUGAAAAAACUGAUGAAGUUACUGACAGAUUAGCAGCAUGUAAUUUAGAUUGGGAUAGAAUUAGAGCAGUUGAUCUACUAAUGCUAUUUAAUUCAUUCCUGCCACCUGGAGGUAUCAUCCAUUCUGUAGCUAUCUAUCCGUCAGAGUUUGGUAAACAAAGAAUGAGUGAAGAGGAUAUUAAAGGACCUAUUGAGUUAGUUGAUUCAAAGAAAGAACAUUCAGAUGAGGAAACAGAAGAAGGUUCCAAAUAUCAUAUGGAAAAAUUAAGACAGUAUCAGUUAAAUCGUUUGAAAUAUUAUUAUGCUGUUAUAACUUUUGACAGUGGUACUUCAGCAAACAAAAUUUAUACAGAGUGUGAUGGUAUGGAAUAUGAAUCAAGUGCUACCAAGAUAGAUUUGCGUUUUAUCCCAAACGACAUGACUUUUGAAGAUGAUCCUAAAGAAUUUGUUGAUAAAUUGCCUGAAAAAUAUGAACCAAGAUUUUUCACUACAACUGCAUUGCAACAAGCCAAAGUUGAUUUAACUUGGGAUGAAACCAAUCCGGAGAGGUUAGAAUUUACUGAUAAACUGAAUAGUGGUAAAAUUGAUGAAAUUUCUGAAGAUGCUUUACAGAAUUUCCUAGGAGGUAGUAAUAGCGAAGAAGAUUCAAAUGAGAGUAGUGGAGACGAAAGUGAAUCAGAAAAUGUCCAUUCUGAAGAUGCAAUACAGAAAUAUAAAGCUUUACUCCAAGAUAUUCAAGAAAAAGAAGACGAAAAGAAGAACAAGAAAUUUGAGAUGGAAAUCUCAUGGGACAUAGAUGCUAAAGCAAAAGCAGAUAAAAUUAUUAAAGAAAAAACUGAAAACAGCGAAAAUCAAACACCUUUUCAAAAGUAUUUAGAUAAACGAAAGGAAAAAAGAAAAGAAAAAAGAGAAUCCAAAAAGAAAUCUCAGGAGACUGAAGAUUCAAAUGAUAGUGAUUUUCCUUCCGACAUUGAUAUGAAUGAUUCAUAUUUCGCUGAAGAAUUUAAUAACAAAGAAUUUAGUAAAAAAUCAAAUAAAAAAGGGAAAGAAAAAUAUGUUGAGGAUGAAGAAGAUAAACAGAAACAAGCCGAACUCUCGUUACUUUUAAUGAACAAUGAUGAAUCAGAGAAAAGUCAUUUCAGUCUAAAGAAAAUUCAAGACAAAGAAAGUCAAAGCAAAAAUAAGAAAAAGAAAUAUAAAAAGGAGAAAGUUCAUGAGCCUCAACCAGAAGAUAAUUUUGAAGUUAAUGUGGAGGACAACAGAUUUUCAGCCUUGUUCACAAGUCAUCAUUUUAAUAUUGAUCCUACAGAUUCGCAUUAUAAGAAAACAAAAGGCAUGGACAAAUUAAUCCAAGAGAAACUCAAAAGAAGAAACGAAGAUGCUAUUGAUAAAAAUGUAUCUAAAAAAUUAAAAGUGAAAAAUAACACGAAAAACUCAGAGCUAAGAGUAUUAGUAAAGAAUGUUAAGAGAAAGACUUUAGAAUAUAAUAAUAAAUGAAAUAUUUUAUUAACA
This is a messenger RNA of Sitophilus oryzae (rice weevil), 2325 nucleotides long. RefSeq names its product ESF1 homolog. Gene Ontology annotation, molecular function: RNA binding. Gene Ontology annotation, cellular component: nucleus. The transcript is spliced from 6 exons. The record is from RefSeq and is a predicted model, not a curated record. Bases 295 to 2310 code for a protein of 671 amino acids. Lineage: Eukaryota; Metazoa; Arthropoda; Insecta; Coleoptera; Curculionidae. Gene Ontology annotation, biological process: rRNA processing.